This is a messenger RNA of Cylindrotheca closterium, 1318 nucleotides long. The record is from the annotation of a GenBank genome assembly. Lineage: Eukaryota; Bacillariophyta; Bacillariophyceae; Bacillariales; Bacillariaceae.
AUGAGCGAAGUAACAGGGCUUCUCCUGCAGUUUGCGGCGUUCCGACAGGAAACUCAAAAGCAGAUCAAGGAUCUGAAGAAAGAAGUCCAAGAGCUACGUGUAAUCAUUGCCCAAAACAAAGAGGAACCAAAGAAAAAGAUUGAGAUUGCUGGACCCAAAGCAGCAGCAAAGACCACCAGUGAUGUAAAGUUAGAACCAAUCACUUAUGGUGAAGCUCUUUCCAUGAUUGGUGGCACGGAAGCGUUGGCCAAACAAGCAGAGCGAAGUCGUGCACUCUGUGACUCUGUCAAUAAUGCAAAGCUACAGGCCGAACUUAACCAUUUAUUCCCCCAUGACACAAGCAAACGCACAGGAUUUUCCACAAGCUUGAUAAACCAGAAGUAUGUUCCAACUCUGGAUGAUCUCUACUCGAAAGCAGAAGCAGUGCUGGGCGACUUUUCCAAGAUGCUUGGCGACUUGGCGGAUAAAAGUAACAACUGUCGAGCAGUAGUUGGGCCGUUAAAGAGCAAAGUUCGGGCACGUAUGAAGGGGGCUUUUAAGUAUCGCAACCCCAAGAAUAAUACUAUUUCAUGGUAUAGAUUGACAGAUUUGGUCCGUGGAACAUUGGAAUUUACAAACGUCGAAGAUCUGUAUGAUGGGUUGAACACUUUGAUUCAACAUUUUGGUGACAAUGUUAAGGAGCUUAAUGAUCGAUAUCAGGAUCCACUGCCUGGAGGCUACCGUGAUAUCCAAACUGUUGUUGCUUUCGAAGGGCACAUGUGCGAGAUUCAACUGAAUACGGCACAGAUGAUGCAGGCCAAAGCAACGACAGGGCAUCGCAACUAUUCGGUUUAUCGCGAACUCAAGUCAGCGGUGAAGGCGGGCGAUAUCAGCCGUGUUCUCAAUGCAUUUGAAUUUGGUCGAGAACACCUUGGAGGAGCAGUGGACGAGGAAGGUGAUCACAGCGGCCUGAAGCAAUUGCUGCGAGGAGAUGCUGGUAUCUUGAUACAUACUGCUGCUAUUGAAGGAUACGCUGAAAUACUCCACGCGUUCUUAAUAUACGGAGCUGAUCCUAAUAUGCAAGACAAGAAUGGAGAUACCGCAUUGCACUUGGCUACAUUUCAUGGACAUGAGCCAUGCGUGUGGGUACUACUUCACGAGGAAGGGCACACUGACAUGGACAUACAAAACAACGAUGGUCAUACUGCGCUCGUGAAAGGAUACUUGAUGCUAUGGCAACGUCCUCCGGAGCCGGCAGUCCGUGCUGUGUCUACACUAGCACAAGUUUGUGGGGUCGAGAGAAUCAAGGAGGCGAAAACUAUUGCCGAUGCUGCUAUUG